ACAAAAGCCACCCCUGUAACCCUCCUGCUACCAAAACCUUGCCACGCAAACCCAGUACACUGAGAUUACAUAUGGACUGCAGCUAUGCAACUCCCUGUGAGCCAAACCUUUGUCCCAGUGACCUCUGCCACUGCGUGGGUGAGGUGGAAUCGCUUUAUCCUCAUCCUGGCUGGGUUGAAUUAGAUCCUGAAGUGCUGUGGAGUCAGUUUGUUGGUGUAAUAAAAGAGGCUGUACAAGCUGCGGGGCUUCACAUGAGGCAAAUAGCUGGUCUUGGCAUCUCAACACAGAGAGCAACUUUCAUUACGUGGCACAAGAGGACAGGGAAACCUUUUCAUAAUUUCAUAAGUUGGCAAGACUUAAGAAGUGCUGAACUUGUGAAUUCCUGGAAUAAGUCCCUUUUGCUGAAGGUAGUCCAUGUUAUUUUUACAGUGCUUCAUUUCUUGACUGGGAAUGAUCGAUACUUGGCACCAAGUUUUCUUACUUUUUCAACACAACAAACUUCUAUGAAGUUGUCAUGGGUUUUUAAAAACAUACAUGAGGCUGAAGAAGCUGCCAAAAAAAAUAACUGCUGCUUUGGAACAGUUGACACAUGGUUACUGUACAGAUUGACUAAAGGUUCUGUGUAUGCGACAGAUUACUCAAAUGCCAGUGCUACAGGCGUUUUUGAACCCUUUACGAAAUGUUGGAACUCCACUUUGUGUAAUUUACUUUCUAUUCCAAUGUCUAUUUAUCCACCAGUGAAAGACACAAGCUUCAACUUCGGAUCAGCUGACUCUGAAAUAUUUGGGGUACCUAUUCCAAUAAUGGCAGUGGUAGCAGAUCAGCAGUCAGCUAUGUUUGGAGAAUGCUGCUUUCACCCAGGAGAUGUUAAACUGACAAUGGGAACAGGUGGUUUCUGGAAUGUGAAUACUGGAGAGCAUCUCUUUGCAUCACGGAGAGGUCUGUAUCCACUGAUUGGUUGGAAGAUUGGGGAAGAAGUUGUUUACUUAACUGAAGGCUGUAUGUCAGACAUUGGCACUGCCAUAAAAUGGGCUCAGGAUAUAAAUCUUUUCACCAAUGUAGAUGAAACGGCAAAAAUGGCACGGAGUAUUGUUGAUUCUCAAGGCGUUUGUUUUGUUCCAGGUUUUCAGGUUUCUGUGAAUGACCCAUAUUUAUGUGCCUCUUUCACGGGGCUGAAACCUUCCACUACCAGAAGCCAUCUUGUACGAGCUAUAUUGGAAUCUGUAGCUUUCAGAAACAAACAGCUUUAUGAUACCAUUGUGAAGAAGGUACGCAUUCCUCUUCAAACUAUUCGAGCUGAUGGAGGUGUCAGUAAUAAUAGUUUUGUCAUGCAGAUGACUUCAGAUUUAAUUAAUAAGAAAAUAGAAAAACCUGCAAAUGCAGACAUGUCUAGUCUUGGUGCAGCUUUUCUAGCAGGCCUUGCUUCAGGAUUUUGGACUGACAAAGAACAACUAAAGAAGCUAAGGCGAAUAGAAGCAGUUUUUGAGCCCCAGAAGGACUUGGAGGAAUACAAACCUGCUAUGGAUACCUGGCUACAAGCAAUGAAACACUCCCCACGCUGGUAGAAAUUGACAUUUUAAUUAUAGAAGAAUUAAAAUGUUUUAAUUCAAGGUUAUAAAAUCUUGACAUUAACAGAACAGAACAGUAAAAACUGUAACUGAAAUUUGUGAUGGUAUAUAUAUAAAACUAUACAGUACUUCAGUUACCCCCCUGCUGCUAGAUUACUUACCACACCAUAAUGAACCUUCAUAUCAUCCCUAUGACAGCUGUAGUCCAGCUGCAGCAUUUGUGUCCCUUCAGUGACCUCCUUUGGGUGGCCCAGCUGCUUGAAUCCUACCAUGUAUUAGAGAUAGGGAGUUUUUUCCUAUCAUGAGUUUUCUACUGAGGAGCUUGCCUCCAUUUGGAUUUUUAA
Molecule: messenger RNA, 1912 nt
Organism: Haliaeetus leucocephalus (bald eagle)
Lineage: Eukaryota; Metazoa; Chordata; Aves; Accipitriformes; Accipitridae
Gene: GK5
Product: glycerol kinase 5 (putative)
Exons: 17
Coding region: 72-1565 (497 amino acids)
Biological process (GO): glycerol metabolic process; glycerol-3-phosphate biosynthetic process; triglyceride metabolic process
Cellular component (GO): mitochondrion
Molecular function (GO): glycerol kinase activity
Source: RefSeq, a predicted model, not a curated record